ACAUACUCGGAGUAUUGCUUGCAAUCCAAUCUUCAGCACUUGUAUACCCUGCCAAGUCAUUGAAUACAUUUUCCAAUUACUUAUUCAGAUAAUCAAUUAAUUGACCAAUUUCACACCAAGUGUGUCGUUGCACAGACACAACAAUCUCAAAGUCUAGCCUGACUUGCUACAUCAUGGCCGACAAAGUCACCGACGAGACGGCCAAGGCCAAGUCAUCUCUGGCACUAUCGCUGAAGAAAUGGGGCGACUCCGCACUCCCACCAGCUCUCCUCUCCACAUUCAUCGGCGCCCAGCAUUUGCGGCCGCCCCAAUAUCUCCCGCUCGCAUUCGCUCCGAUCCUCAUGUUCAGCAGCUAUCUGAACGUCAACUCGUACGUCAAAGACAGCGCCGGAAUCACUGCAGCCUGGUCGGGGCUGUACCUUUUACUCGCGGCGCGGCGGAAACAGACAUUUAGAAAUAAAUGGUCGCCGCGAGGUGCGCUGAGAGGCGCGACGCUGGCCUUGUGCGCGGCGAAUGUGGCGGGAGGCGGUGUGAGCUAUGUUUUUGGGAAAAGAGAUAACGAGGGCAGCAGCACGUCAUGAGCCUGACUUUGACCUGGAGUUAUGUUGGAAAAGGGUUUUUGUAAUAAAAGCAAUUGUGGUGUUUUUUCCCCCUGUCGGAGAGAUUAAGGGAUGAUAAGCGCUCCAUGAUGUGUGUGCGUUUUUCAUAGCGGCUACGUCAGGAAUGAGUAAAGAAAUCAAGCGUGAUAAGGACCGUCUCCACGAACAAAUGCACGAGGCAAGACACGGGGGAAAAGGUACGAAAGGCCCAGUUAGGUCAAAAGCGCAGUACAUAUUCGCUUUAGGUACAAUACGGUCAUGCUAAAGAUUUGAGAUCGCCAUGGUGUGACCAUCUCUCCGUAAUGGCGAAAUGUUUCAAUUGGUCAUUAAUCUCUUAUGAUCCGCAUUGAGGAUAGCAUCAAUACCGAAUGUAAAAAUUUGAUACAUGUACAGCCGUUUG
This is a messenger RNA of Xylona heveae TC161, 999 nucleotides long. RefSeq lists its product as hypothetical. The record is from RefSeq and is a predicted model, not a curated record. The transcript is spliced from 2 exons. The coding region runs from base 174 to 581 and encodes 135 amino acids. NCBI's taxonomy places the organism in Eukaryota, Fungi, Ascomycota, Xylonomycetes, Xylonales, Xylonaceae.